UUACAUAGAAGCCAUACUGGAGACAAAAAAUACAGCAACUUCUUGACGUUUCUUUGACAUCUUGUUGAAGAUUAACAGAAGAUAUAUUAUUUUUAAUUCAUAAUUAUAUAUUUUUGGGUGGGUGAACUGCCCAGCGGUGUCAAUCAAUCAAAAAUAAAUGUCGGUGAAGGAAAUGUCCGGCCAGAAUGAAGGAUCGUCAACCCGCCCAGUCUUCAAAUUGUAGGGAUCUGGCAAGGUUUUACUGUUUCCCUGAUGUCUCAGCUUACUCACGUAUAUUUGUCGGGCCUCAGGUGAUAAGGAUUGAGCAUAAUCGGACAAUUUCACGAAAGGAUAGUUCGCAUUGCUAUCAUCAGCCAUUGUUCCUCUGGUUCCUCUUGCCAACCAGCGCCGUAAUCACGUGACUUCGUGACGUCACUAUUUGUAAACACUGGCGUCUCCCAUAGACCAACUGGAAAUAAGUCAAACGGUUUCAAUUUCUCUUACUCCUCCAUGGUUACUGACAGAAAUAAAGGUGGAUCUAAGCUUAUUGGAAAAGAAGUGUAAUAGUGGUUCUGUUAAUGGGUAUAUUUCUUAUGUUUAUUCAAAUGAUUUGGUUAUUUAUACUGAUGCGUCAAGGUAACUUACAGGUCAGGUUGGAGUGUCUUUUGUUAUUCCUGAAUUAGGCAUUGCUACUAAUAAAAGAACAAGCGAUAAUUUAUCAGUGUACACCGGGGAAUUGGCAGCAAUGUUACAGGCGUUAAGCUGGAUAGAGGAUAAUGGAAAAGAGAGAACUGUGAUUGCAACUGAUUCAAGCAGUGCAACAAUAAGUGUUAAAAAUUUGAAAUCUGAGGCAAGGCAAGAUAUUAUAUGUGAAAUUGGCCAAAUUGGUUAUAGGCUAUGGAGACAAGGUAAGCAAGUUAUUAUUUUGUGGGUUCCAGCACACAUAGGAGUGGAUGGAAAUGAGUUAGCAGACAAGUAUGCAAAAAGAGGGGCUGCUAAAGAUGUAGUUGACUUUCCUGUGAAGUAUAGUAGAUCUGAAGUUACAACAAUAGUAAAAGAAUGAAUGAAGAGGAAAUGGCAGAGACAAUGGGAUACUUGCUCGAAAGGUCACUUCUAUUACUCAAUUCAAAGAAGUGUAGAGGGGAAUUUAGGAGAACAGGGCUGUUUAGGCCGGAAAGAGGAGGAUGUCUUGUCACGAUUAAGACUCGGGCACACAGGGCUGAAUAGCACUCUGAGAAUUAUUGGGAAACAUAAUACAGGGGAAUGUGAAUGCUGUAGAGUGGAGGAGACUGUUGAGCAUGCAUUGAUCUAUUGCCCCAGGUUUCAGCAGCAGAGAAAAAUAUUUAAGAGGAAAAUCUGUGAAAGUAAAAUCAAAUUCGAGGUCAGGGAAAUAUUGAGAAAUUUAUCAUUGAAACAUGUUGCUAAAGCAUUGCUUUUAUUUAUGGAAAGAACAGGUUUAAGAGAGAGGGUUUAAAGACUGCUGGGGCCUUCCUGCCCCACAAUCCAUUCCAGAAGGUGGCGGUAAUGCACUUAAAAGUUGCGUGCCAACUGCCAUUAAACACAAAGAAGAAGAAGAAGAAUUUAGCUCCGCGCUGCUCAAAGCUGCAAACCCUGUCCGCAUCCCGGAUCCAGUAAACAUUUGUAAAGAGUUUCGGGCAGCUUUAGACUCAGAGGGGUAAAACUUAUAUCCGGGAUGUGCUCCGUGGUCGGAUGUGAUUCGCUUCGCCGCAGUGCGCAACGGUUCAAGCUACCGGAGGACCCGGAGAGGAGGCUGGAGUGGGUCCAGUUUCUGGCUACAGUCAACAAACAGCGAUUUAAAGAGUCGUCGUGGACUGAUAUCACGAUCUGUCGGGAACACUUUAACGAUGACUGCUUCGUACAGCUGACUGACACCGUGCAGCUGAAGCCUGGUUCUGUUCCAACAGUGAGUCCACAAUCAGAGGAUCCAGAACCAGACCUGGGCAGCAGUAAAUGUGAGAUGUUCCAAACACUGACAGGAGUGUGUGGAUAACACAGACGUUAUUCGUGAACAUGAUCCACUCAGAGCAUGUGAUGGCCCAGCUGCAUGUUCGGAGGACUCAAGGCCGACUUCACUGGGCAACGCCUCCCAAGAAGGCCCGGCCCACAGAGAAGUCUCAAGUCCAGAUGAUCCCUCAGAUGCAUUAAUAUCUACAUAUAAUCGGACGCAACCAAGAAAUGUGAAUAGGGAUUUAAUCAGGAAAAAAGCUGCUCUUCUAAAGAUGACAGGGAAGUUUGUUGUGAAUGAAAAACGCCUCCUCCAGCUGUUCAGCUCCAAAUGUCCGUCAUGUGGAGGUGAACUUGAGAUGAAUAAGGUCACCCGCGGCCUCCUCGUCAUCGUGGACCAGCAGUGUCUUCAGUGUAGCUUCACGUACCAGUGGAAAAGUCAGGCUGAUGAUGGUGCACCAGCAACUGAAGAUAAACACCUGACAGGAGGCUCAGAAGCAGCGGCGACAGAUGACACCCACAGCGGCAUCACAGGGGUCCCUGAGAUUGUUGCAGUUAUCGACGAGGAGAGUGAUCCCAUGAAUGAAACGGAGGAAUCCAGCGAGCCUGGUGACAUGGACUCCGAUGAGGACUGGAAGCCCAUGAAGGAUUUUUUGCCACUUGGAGUGCGUCCGAUCAAACCCAAUGAGGAAUCCAAAGAUGCAGGGGAAGAAGAGGCUGAAGAUCAUCCCUCUAUCCUCCCUCAACACAGUCAGCUCUGCACAGACUGUGGAAAGUUUUUAGUAAAAGAAAGUCUCACACCUGUGAGCACAAAAUAAAGCCCUAUUCUUGCUAUAUUUGUGGCAAGAGAUGUGUCAGCGAGAUCGCACUAAAUUCUCACAGCAGAAUCCACAACGAAAGUUAUGAGCAUCGGUGCAAAUACUGUCAUGUUGUAUUCAGAACAAAGAUGGACAAAAUGACUCAUGAGCAGACCCAUCAAACUGAAGGAAAACCCUAUAAAUGCCCAGACUGUUCAGAGACAUUUACCUCUAAUAAGGAGCGAACACUUCACCUGGUAGAUCACAGAGGCCCCAGGCAGCUGAAGUGUCACAUCUGUGGGAAGGACUUCCUCUGGCCGCUUUCUCUCCAGAGACACUUGGCGGUCCACACUGGAGCAAAGCCGCACAAGUGCUCGGUGUGCCAACGUGGCUUCAACCAGUCGAGUCACCUGAAAUCCCACAUGCGCCUGCACACAGGGGAGAGACCUUACAAGUGUCAGCACUGUGAGAAAUGCUUCAAUCACAACGUGAGCUUGAAGAGUCACAUCCAGCGUUGCCACACAUCCACCUCUGGAUGUGAGCAGACAAAGGAAAAGAUAAAUGAAAGGGAAAGUGACACCGGUGAAGCUCAGUGUAAAGGGAACAACAGAAGUGUGGACUCUGGUCUUGACAAUGCAGAAGAAGAAGAAGAAGAGGAUACAGAAGAAGAGGUGCAGAAGGAGAGAAUACAUAGCUUCAAAAAGAAAAGGAGAAGCACAGGUAGACCCAUAGGACGGCCUAAGAGCUUUGGAUCGGGUAACGCGGUUCUGUCGGUUCAAAUGGAAGGUCAGGGUUCAAACACUAAGACUGGAACACUUAAUGUGCAGGAGCUACACAGAACAGAAUGCAGCGAUGAAGAAAGUGAAGACAAAUCGUCUGAAAGUGACACAUCCUUCAAUUCAGCAGCAGAGGAAGAAGAGAGAAGCAAGAAACUGAUGAAGAACGUAGGAGGAUCAAGAGGAAAACUAAAACAUUCUGACAGUGACUCUGAUUUUAUGCCAACAGACAGAAAGAAGAAGAGGUGCAGCAGCCAAAACCAAGGCGAAAGCUUAGGGAAGCGCAGAAGAAGGCCCAGAAAAAAUCUAGUAAUGUGAAGACUUUUAAAAUGUACAAAUUCAGAUCAUUUAUUUUAUUGUGAAGUAGAAACAUGAAGAGGACAUUUAUUUCCGUGAAAAUGGCUCAAUAUGAGGUACAAACACUUAGAUCUUGGCCAGAGUUUAGAUUGCAGUUUCAGAAUACAUGUUCACUAAUAUGUGUAAUAUAGCAUCAGACUGGAAUGAAAUAUAUUAAAUAUAUAUUAGGUGACAGUGCUCCUGUCUGCUGUGGAUUUCAAAUAUGUUCUUUAUAUUACAGUCAUACAAAAUUAUGUUUGAUAUGUAAAGUGCUCGGAAAUUAUUCACACCUGUUGCAGACUUCUCUACAUUUGAUCCCAUCACUGUUUGGAAUAGUAUGUGAGAAAGCAUUAUCCCCUCAGAAGGGUUAGGAGUGCAUUUUCCAUUUUGUGACAACAGAGAGAGAAAUUGUUUCAACUGCUUCUGUAGUUUGACAGCAAACAAACAGCAAUAAACCCGUACAGCACCUAGGGAA
Messenger RNA from Acanthochromis polyacanthus (spiny chromis), 4328 nucleotides. Its product is annotated as zinc finger protein 354C-like. The record is from RefSeq and is a predicted model, not a curated record. NCBI's taxonomy places the organism in Eukaryota, Metazoa, Chordata, Actinopteri, Pomacentridae. Bases 2891 to 3835 code for a protein of 314 amino acids. Gene Ontology annotation, molecular function: sequence-specific DNA binding. The transcript has 6 exons. Gene Ontology annotation, cellular component: nucleus.